UGAGAAAUCACGGAUUAAGUAUGAGAGGAAGCGUUUAAAAGUAUUGCAGGGUGAAUAGGUGUACCGUAUACACUCUCCCGACUCCUUUACGUUUGUGUCUCUGUCAGGGCCUACGUCCGCACGCACGGGUGUUGACUGGUCGCAAAAUGGCCGUUCCUUUCACCGGCGGUGGCCGGUCUGUUUGAUCCGCGGGCCCGCCAUAACAAAGUGUCGUCAUAGCCUGGGAGCUCUGUGGAUUCCUCGCAUUAUAACUUUUGCAGCAUUGCUGCAGCAGCUUAUCCUCGACUGAUAUAAGCGCCUGUGGGUAAUUUUCAUUUUUUUCUUUUUCUUUUUUUUUUGAAGGUUUUUUUGGCUCUUCAAUGGUGGAACCCGGGCUUUUGUAUUCAAACGUCAGGACGCUUUGGAACGGAGAAAGAAUGAGCUUCUGAGAAGAGUGAGGGAGAGAAUUUAAUUUGUUUGUGGAAAGAUCGGGCUUUGAGGAAUUGUCUUCGGGUGAAAACAUGGGCACCGGAUGGAGAAGAGCUAGAAGCGCAUUUGGAUUUGGUGUUUGCGCGUCAGUUCCUCCGGAGCUUGAGGAUGAGUCUGCGGAAGAUUUCGGUGCUGGUGGUCCAAGAUUUGAGUCACGAAACUUGGCUGGUUCAAGAGUUGUGAUUACAGGAAAUAGUAACGGAAGCCCUCGUGGUUUGCAGCAGCAAACUGUUGCAAGCCCGAGUCCGAGAGCGAAUUGCCGUGUUGACAGUCCUUCGUCGGCGGUUCAAACCCCGCGGUCGCAAUGCCAGAGUAGUCCAAGGUUGCUUCAGACGGAAAACGUGUCGCCGACGGAGCUGGUUUCAAACUGUGGGCCGCCGCAGUCGCCACGAUCGCCGUCUCUGUUUCGAAGCGGGAUUCGAAUCUCCAAAAGCUCAUGUGCAAUAUGCUUGGAGACGAUGAAGCCCGGGCAGGGUCAUGCAAUCUUUACAGCGGAAUGCUCUCAUUCUUUUCAUUUUCAAUGCAUUGCCUCGAAUGUCCGUCACGGCAACUUGAUUUGUCCCGUCUGCAGGGCAAAAUGGAAGGAAGUGCCAUGGCAGGCUCCUGCCAAGGAAGAGAAUAAAGUUGUUCCAGGGAUGAGAAAUGAAAAUCUCAUUCCCAGGCGUCAGGAAGCCUUGAGAAAUGCAGAAGACGAGCAGAGAAGAUUGGAUCCGGUGUUGAGAAUCCUAGAUGACUCCAUCGCAAGCUUUAGGGGACACCGGCAAAGCUUUUCUCAGGAGCCUCCCGUGUACGACGACGAUGAGCCUCUUGAUUCGAAUUCGAGAUCAAGCGAAGACCAAGCAAAAGAUCAAGAGCUCGAAACCGCGGUGGAUUCCGAAGGAACGAGCGAUCGUACAACGAAAAUGGAAAUAUCGUUGCAUCCUGAGGUGGAAGCCGUUGAAGCAGGCAAAAACUGUGAGAAUUUCACGAUUCUCGUUCACGUCAAGGCAAGAGAACAGAUUUCUGAGAAAAGCAACAGCCGUGCACCGAUCGAUCUUGUCACAGUGCUUGAUGUAAGCGGAAGCAUGUCAGGGACAAAGCUUUCGCUGCUCAAACGCGCCAUGGCUUUUGUGAUUUCAAACCUAAGCCCCGCGGACAGGCUCUCCAUUGUCGCCUUUUCUUCCACGGCAAAGAGAGUUUUUCCUUUAAAGCGCAUGGUUCCUGAAGGGCAAAGAUCCGCCCGUCGCGUGAUCGAGCGCCUCAUCUGCACAGGCGGCACAAAUAUUUCCGAGGGCCUGCGAAAAGGCACUAAAGUUCUUGAAGAUCGCCGGGUUCGAAACCCCGUGGCGAGCAUCAUGUUGCUCUCCGACGGCCAUGAUACCUACAGCCUCAGCUCUCGCGGCGGUGAAAGGCGCAGCAGUUCUGUAGCUUCAAUACAGAGCACCGCAGUUCAAAUACCAGUCCAUACCUUUGGCUUCGGCGUCGACCACGACGCUGCCACGAUGCACUCCGUUUCUGAACAAUCCGGCGGCACAUUUUCCUUCAUUCAAUCAGAAAGCCUUGUGCAAGAAGCCUUUGCGCAAUGUAUCGGCGGAUUGCUCAGCGUUGUUGUGCAAGACGUAAAUUUAUCUCUCUCCGCCUGUGCAGCCACAAAAUUAAAAUGCCUACACGCCGGAAGCUAUGACACUUCCAUUUCCGACGAUGGCAGCCAUGGGACAGUAAAGCUUCGAGAUCUUUAUGCAGAAGAAUGUAGAGAUAUACUGGUGGAUCUCCACUUAUCUUCCAUUUUGAACUCAUCAAACCCUACGAAUUUAGUUUCUGUCAAUUGCUCAUACAAGGACCCCGUCUCGCAGCAAAUCCUGCACAUUCAAGAAAUGUUCCUGUCAAUCUCGCGUCCCGAAGACGCCAUCGGAUAUCCAGUCGCCCUAAAUUUGGACGUACAGAAGCAACAGCAGCGCCUUCGAACAGCUCAAGCCAUAGCGGAUGCUAAAACCCUAGCCGACCGUGGCGAAAUGUCUGGCGCCCAAGAAAUCCUCCAAAAAGCAAAAGCAGACCUGCAAAUCUCCGCAGCCUCAGCUCGAACCUCCGACAGGUCACUCUACCUUUCACUCGAAUCAGAAAUCACCGAGAUACAGGUCAGAAUGGCCAACAAGCAGACCUAUGAACGUUCUGGACGGGCAUUUGUUCUUUCUUCUCACAGCUCGCAUCUCGGACAAAGAGCCACAACCCGUGGCGAAAGUUUUGAGAAUUACAGCAGAGAAUACCAGACACCGUCCAUGGCGGACAUGGUUGUGCGCUCACAAAAUCCAGCACAGCCUGAACUUAUUUCCCCGCCCAAUCCAAAUGCAAGCUCUAGCGCCUCUGCCUGGCGAACAGCCGAGAAGCUUGCCAAGGUUGCCCUCAUGAGAAAAUCCUGCACCAAAGUUAUCGAUUUGCACGGAUUUGAGAAUGGUGGAUUUUGAGGUAUUCUUUCCUGAACAAUUCUUUUUUCAAGUAAUUGUAUAGAUUUCCUUAGAGAUUAUUAAGGCCGGAUAUUGUGAGCAUAAAAGUUUCUCUGCCAUCAAUUUACAGUUUCAUAUGUUCAUUAUCAACCUUAUCGUCCAUAAGUUUGUAGUUAACAGGCCUCCCCACUACAUGUAAGAAGCAAUGGAGUCUGGAAGUUCUGAAAUCAUCUAUUCUUACUGUAAAUUUUUUAAAAAUCCUCGGUAAUUUCUUUAGCUGUUCUAUUCCGUAUAUGGAAAAGGGAAAAUCCUCAAUGCAUUCAUUUGUCUUUCGUGUUU
Messenger RNA from Cryptomeria japonica (Japanese cedar), 3227 nucleotides. RefSeq names its product E3 ubiquitin-protein ligase WAV3. The coding region runs from base 501 to 2909 and encodes 802 amino acids. The record is from RefSeq and is a predicted model, not a curated record. NCBI's taxonomy places the organism in Eukaryota, Viridiplantae, Streptophyta, Pinopsida, Cupressales, Cupressaceae. The transcript is spliced from 2 exons.